This is a messenger RNA of Mangifera indica (mango), 1499 nucleotides long. RefSeq names its product TVP38/TMEM64 family membrane protein slr0305-like. Gene Ontology annotation, cellular component: membrane. Bases 443 to 1267 code for a protein of 274 amino acids. Lineage: Eukaryota; Viridiplantae; Streptophyta; Magnoliopsida; Sapindales; Anacardiaceae. The transcript has 9 exons. The record is from RefSeq and is a predicted model, not a curated record.
AAAAAUACAGGAGGAGCAGGAUGGCAAACGUAAAUUGAACUAAAAGAAGAAGAUCAGUCCCUAAGAAGAUGGAAAAUAAAUUUAGUAAAAAAGCAAAAUAAAGAGCGACUAAAUACGCAACAAGUCUACGACCUGACAAAGCUUUUAAGUUUUAACCAACCCAACCCCCCCUUGAAGCAAGAACACAGUGUUUGAUGGGAUAAAAAUCUCAAACAAAACAUUAAAAGCAAAACCCAUCAUCACUACAAAUUUUUGUUUUGGUUCUUGUGGUGUUGGUAGGGGACUAUGUAUUUAUGGAUAUGAAUUGCUGUGUUUAAAUUUGAAGGGCCUUCAAAAUCUGGCAAAUUUCGGGGAAUUGAGACCUCGCUUGUCCUUUAAGCAAGCAACAUCUGACUUUUGUAACAAAGACGAAGUCUGCAGGCCUUGGCGUCGUAGAUUAUCUAUGGCUUUCACCUGGGGUUCUGCUCUUCGGAUCACUCUUUUGAUUCUUCUUUUUGCCGCUAUUGUUUUCGCUUGUUUUACUCUCCCUGUUGAAAAGAUAUUGAAGGACUUUCUAAUAUGGGUUGAACAGGAUCUUGGGCCUUGGGGUCCGCUUGUGUUGGCUGCUGCAUAUAUUCCUCUGACAGUUUUGGCAGUCCCAGCAUCCGUGCUUACUCUUGGUGGUGGUUAUCUUUUUGGCCUGCCAGUGGGUUUUGUUGCAGAUUCUAUUGGUGCAACUGUUGGUGCUGGAGCUGCAUUUCUUCUUGGCCGAACGAUUGGUAAAUCGUUUGUUGUUUCUAAGUUGAAAGAUUAUCCACAAUUUCGGUCAGUUGCCAUCGCCAUUCAGAGAUCUGGUUUUAAGAUUGUUUUGCUGCUUCGGCUUGUUCCAUUGAUCCCAUUCAAUAUGUUGAAUUACCUCCUAUCUGUGACUCCUGUUCCGCUAGGAGAAUACAUGCUAGCUUCCUGGAUAGGAAUGAUGCCGAUAACUCUUGCGUUAGUUUAUGUCGGAACGACUCUCAAGGAUCUUUCUGAUGUGACACAUGGAUGGAACAAGUUCUCUAAAACUCGUUGGGCAUUUCUCAUUUCAGGUCUUCUGGUAUCUGUAAUUUUACUGGUUUGUGUUACGAAAGUUGCUAAGUCUGCUUUGGAGAAAGCUUUGGCCGAAGACAAGGAUAUAGAUGGUGUUUUAGGCUCACCGCAGCUGCCAAUCGUGGGUGAAACACCUGUGGAUCUCAAUCAACCUCUCUUAAUCAAGGUAGAGAAUGUAGAUGACAAUCAUGAAAAAUGAAAAAUCUAAUAUUUAUUUGUAAAUUAUACUUUUGACCUUUUGAAAGCUACAUGCUAAGUUAAGGCAUAUGGUGAUUGCCAUUUAUGAUCUGUAUAGUAGUAGUUGGUUUGUUCAUGAUUGUAUAGUUUUGGAAGAGUUAGCUGAUUUCAAAAUUAUGUAUCAUUUCAGAGUAGCUUGCAUCUUCAAUUUAAAACCAUGGAGUAAUAAAAACAUUUGAUUGAUUGUUUUCAAA